AUGGAGGAACUGCAGCGCCAAUUGAACAAAGAUGUUCCAGAGAGAAGGCAGGAGAGACGGAGACAAACCAUGAAGCUGUUCCGCUCUUUGCUAGCCGACGGCGCCCCAGGGCGGCGGGGCUUCCGGGCACCGGAGGCCAACGGGUCAAAGAUCACUUCCGCAGCCGCCUUGACCGGCGUUGGCUUGGGCCUCCCCUUCACCAUCCUCUCGUUCUCCUCCUGUUCCCCUUCCCCACAGCCUCGGGCACUGCUGGAGAACGUCACCGCGUCGGCGUGGGACGACCGGAAACCGGAGGACGGGAACGGCGGCUCGGAGAAUCGCAAGAUGCCAGGCACGGUCGGCGUCGGCGCCGGCACAGCUGACGCGAGUUGCGAGGGCGGAGGUGGGACUGACUGGUGA
Messenger RNA from Miscanthus lutarioriparius, 399 nucleotides. Lineage: Eukaryota; Viridiplantae; Streptophyta; Magnoliopsida; Poales; Poaceae. The record is from the annotation of a GenBank genome assembly.